Molecule: messenger RNA, 3109 nt
Organism: Hemicordylus capensis (graceful crag lizard)
Lineage: Eukaryota; Metazoa; Chordata; Lepidosauria; Squamata; Cordylidae
Gene: PRRG3
Product: proline rich and Gla domain 3
Exons: 4
Coding region: 267-980 (237 amino acids)
Cellular component (GO): extracellular region
Molecular function (GO): calcium ion binding
Source: RefSeq, a predicted model, not a curated record
GGGGUCCUAUGCUUCCAUAAUUCAUCCAAAACCGUGCUGGCCCUUUUCUGAAUGCAAAAGUGCAUCUGUUUUUCUGGAAGCUCCCUCCUCCUGCAAGAUGGGCACCGUGGUGACAUCAUUAGUUCCUCCCUGCCAUAGAGGGGGCUUCACACACACACACACACAUACACACACACCUCUCUCUCCUUGCCAUCACUUGCCAUUUGUCAGCUGCUCUUUCCAUUCACAAUGGGCGAGACCCUCAAGUGAACAAGUGAAGACGCAACAUGGCGACCUUCCUGGCGGCACAGAAUGCCCACUCGGUCCUCAAGCGCUUCCCUCGUGCCAACGGCUUCCUGGAGGAGUUCUGGCAGGGCACCAUCGAGCGGGAGUGUGUGGAGGAGAUCUGCAGCUAUGAGGAGGUGAAGGAGGUGUUUGAGAACAAGGAGAAGACGAUGGAGUUCUGGAAAGGGUAUGCCUUCUCAGUCAAGGAUCCCGCAGAUGGGACGGGGCGCUCGGACGCCAUGUACGUGGUGGUGCCGCUGCUGGGCAUCGCCCUGCUGAUCGUGAUCGCCCUCUUCAUCAUCUGGAGGUGCCAGCUGCAGAAAGCCACACGCCACCGCCCCUCGUACGCCCAGAACCGCUACUUGGCCAGCCGGGCGGGCCGCAGCCUGCCCCGGGUGAUGGUGUACCGCGAGGCCUUGCACAGUCAACACGAGACCCACGGCCAGCGGGACCCAAACAGCAGGGCUGCUGGCGAUGGCCGGUGGGGCCCAGGGCCUUCCAGCCAGCCGGACCACACCCUUCGCCCCUCAGUCCACCGUUCGGCUCCGGCUCUGCCCAGACUGUCCAGUGCCACGCCGCCCCCGUCCUACGAGGAGGUGACGGGGCACCCCGAGAGCAGCAGCAGCAGCAGCGGGGAGGAAGGCAGCUUGUCGUACAGCGACCCACCGCCCAAGUACGAGGAGAUCGUGGCCGCCGUUUCCGCCCCUGGGAAAUAGCCAUGCUGGGGGCUGCUCUUCCAGUUCCUCUCGGCCAGACGAUGCUGUCACAGAGAAGCCUUACCCUGCACGCUUGCCAAAACCUCCAGGGGUCGUGGCUUCCGUGGACAGCUUUCCCUUCCCCAGCAGAAGGUGAGGCGGAGAAGAUCGAGGCGCCCAAUCCAGAGAGCGCCCGCCCCCACCCCAUCUCCCAGAGGACAUUGUGGGGAGCCAUGGCCAAGCGGGACGCCCGGUGCUCCUUCGGGCGCCACUCUCUCCUGGGGAAGCAUUUCCAGUGUUUCUGCUGCUUGCCAGGAGGCGCCCCUCUUCCCACGUGCUCUAUGAGGGGGGCAGCGCACGUUGGAUUUCCAGCAGGGGGCGUGGCACCCCCUGGCCUUUGCACCUGCUUCUGGUGAGGUUUCACCUAGACCCACCCACUGGUGCCGAUGGUGCUUGGGAGUCUAUGGACUGAGGGCCUGGCAUCUGGGUCCCAAUAAGCUUUCGGAUUGGUCGUGUGUGUGUGUGUGUGUGUGUGUGUGUGUUUUGUGGGGACUUGUGCUGGCCAUGGCCAAGUCCUGAUCGCUCCUUCCGCCUGUAUUGUGCUUGCCCCCCUCCCCUCGCUCAGUCCAGCUUUGUGCAACAAAAGGGCACUGGCUGGUGGGGGAAAGAAAGGGUCCCCCGCCCCGCCCGGUGAAUGCUUCCUCUCUUCUGCUCCUCCCACAUGCCUGCCCAGCCCUCAGCUCCUUCCAUGGCUCCAAAGAAAGCUGCUAGUCUCUUGGAAGUAACCCAAAGUGCACCUCUCUCUCUGUGCCCCCUGCCUCUUUGUCUUGACAGUUGCUGCUACUUUCUGACUUGUCUGCCCGUCAGCCUCACACUGGAAUGGGGGUGGGUGAGUGGGCUUUCCCCUCUCGCUCCCAGCCUGCCGGGUGUGGCCAGGCACUCUCGGGUCUGGAUCCUUCCCCGCCAUGCCCUCCUCCCUGCCAGGCACCAGCCCCACUUCCCACCUGGAUUGUUUGACUUGUCUGCGGGAUGGGGGCAGACUCCAGCUUCCCUGCUCAGGAGGAAAGGCCAAAGCAGCCGGGGUUGGUAUCGGCCCCAAGAGAGGCUUCUGCAGCUGGAACCCUUCCCCGGCGGGCCUUUUGCUGUUCAUCCCCCCCCCCCCGGGUGUUUGUGAACUGCCCCCUUCUGUCCUCCUUGCCUUCCGGCCUCCCAGCCCUUGUGUCUUGUCUCUUGCUUCGUACUCGCUGCCAUCUUGGCUGCUUUCUGUGCAGCCGAUGCCUGUAUCUUUCCACACAACGUAGUGGCCACAACUAGGCACAGCCCCCCAGGAAGGCCUGCCCGGGGAGGGGUGGCCUCCUUCUGCUUCCCCUAUCCAAGGCUUCCUUUACUGUGGUAGAGAAGAACGCCACUGCUGGCUCAGGUUGUGAGCAAGGGUGUGUCCUCCCGCCCACCACACAAGGGCGCGCAUGUCCACGCACACGCACGCACACACCCCUCCCACCUCUCUCCCUCAAUGGUGCUAAGGAUCACCCCAGGGAUCACCCCUCGCGUGUUAAGUGUGCUUUAUCGUCGUCGUACAUUUUGUUGAAGCCAAAACAAACUUUGUUCAUUGAAAAAGUAGAUUUAUGUUCUACGUGGUUGCCAGCCGCGCAUCCUAAAACGAAUACAAACCACUCAACAAAGAAUGAAAAGCGGCCUUUUUCCUCUCUUCCUUUUUUUGAAGACGGGUGGUCAAAAUGUAAACAAGAACAGAGGGAGAAAUAGAAGAGCAGCUGCUGCCUGCCCACCGCCAAGAAUUUUGCCAAACCCUGAGAAAAAGGGGGUGCCGGGGAUGUGGGGCAACACUGCAAAGGACCCCCCCCCCGUAGGUGGCCUAGCUGGCCUGAUAAGAAUGGUCCCCUACAGUGGUCAACAGGACCCUGUGCUGAGAUGGUCACUUUGGGCUGCUUCAGGGGAUACUCCGACUGGCCUGUGUCAAUACUUGGGGAGGAGAGUGGACAUGCACAUCUGUCCCCCCCAUCCCACCCCAGUGUGCUGUCAUCUAAUCACGGUGGGUGGGGUGUGUCUGCUUGUCCAAACCGCUGCUCUUCACACCAUUCAGAAAUGCUGCUUUAUUUGGGAUGCAGUCCCCCUCCCCUGCGCAAGGCCUG